Plasmodium relictum is the source of this 3240-nucleotide messenger RNA. RefSeq names its product conserved Plasmodium membrane protein, unknown function. Lineage: Eukaryota; Apicomplexa; Aconoidasida; Haemosporida; Plasmodiidae. The coding region runs from base 1 to 3240 and encodes 1079 amino acids. The transcript is spliced from 4 exons. The record is from RefSeq and is a predicted model, not a curated record.
AUGAGUAGCAGUAAAAAAGAGGAGAUAGUAAAUACAUUAUUUACUGUGUUUUUAGUGUUAAUUCAGCAGGUUUCUUUAUUAUAUGUAAUAUUAAAUAAUACAAAAAAUUAUCAUUAUUUCGUAUUCUUAGUUGUUGAUUUAUUUUUAUGUUUGUAUAUUGUAUGUAGUCUUUAUGAUAAAAAUAAUGCAGGAGUGAAGAUUUCUAUUCAGUGGAUGAUUUAUAUGAUAACAUUAAGUAUGAAAAUGGCAAUCUUUUGUUUUUUUAUUAGAGAUACUACAAAAUACACGAAUAAUAGUACUUUUUUAAUAUAUUUAAAUAACGAUGUAUUAAUAUAUAAUUUAAUAUAUAUGACUCCAUUUAUUUACUUACUUUUUUCAUUAAGAAGUAGAAAUAUCUUAGAAAAUAUAUUAGAUAACAAGAUAAUUAUUGAAAAUAUAUUAAGUGUAGAUGUUAAUAUAAUUAAUUUAUUUGAUUUAAUUGAUUUAAUAUUUAUGUAUUCCCAUUUAACAAGUAUACACAAAAUAGUGACAGAUUUCGGAUUUUAUAAUUCUCAAAAAACAUAUAUAAUGUUAAUUAUUGUUAUUAUUGCUUUACUUUUAUUUGGUUUUUAUUUUCCUAUAUAUACGAAUAUUGAAAAAAAUUAUUCCUAUGAUGAAACAACUGAUUUACUUAUUAAAAAAAAAAAAAAAAAAAAAAAGUAUAAAUAUAAUGGGGAUGAUAAUAGUAAUAGUGAAAACUUUUGUUUUUCCUCUAAUUCAUUUUCCCUACAACCUAAAAAAUCCCAUUCAAAAAAAAAUUCACAUCUUUUGAGUAAAUCAAAUACAAAAUCAUUUAAAACUAACAAAAUAACAAAUUUUGCUCAUCCUAUAGACAAUACAGCAAAAAAUAAUUUUAAUAAAUCUUUAUCUAUAUGCACACCCAUUGUUUCUGAUGAAUCUACAUUUGCUUCAUCAGAUUUUUCAAAAGAAUUAUCUUCUAAUAGUUUAUCAUCAUCAUAUUUUUCUUUAUCUUCUUCUCCAUCUUUCUCAUCUUAUUUAUCUCCCUUGUUUUCCUUUACGUCUAAGAAUUAUAAAAAUAAAAUGAAUAAAUCUGAUAAUAAAAAGUUAAGAGAUGUAUAUACAGAUGUAUAUAUCACAGCUAAAUUCCAUUUUAUAAUUGGAUUCUUUUUAAUAGAUAUUCCUUUUUUUAUAUAUAGAUUAUUAUUUUGUAUUAGACAUAAAGUGAUGUUAACAUUAAUAGUUAAAAAUAUUUUAUUUUUAUUAUUUAGAUCAUAUAAAUUAAAUGAAUAUAGACUUAUAGAAAAAGAAAAACAUAAAAAAAAUAAAAGCAAUUUUGACUUUCGGUUUUAUAACAUUUUUAAUUUUGAUAGUGAAUCAAAUGAUUAUAACAAAAGUCGUGAUUUAAAAAGUGAAAAAACCAAUUCUAAAUAUUAUGAAGAAAAAAGAACAAGCGAAGUUGAUGAAGAAUUGUAUAGUAAAAGAAGAGUUCAAAGUAUUUUAUCCUUUUUUAAGAAUAAAAACAACAACACAAAAAGUAAAAGUGAAGGUAAUAUUAAAGAAAAGAAAAAAAAAAAUAAAAAGAAUAGAAAAAUCAAAAAAAAGAAAAAAAAAAAAAUUGAUGUCUUAAAAAUAUUUAAAGAAGAAUUUAAAAAUAAUAAAAAAAAAUUAUUCAGUGGUAAAAAUUCAAUAGGAAGUAAAGAUUUUGAUGAUAAUUUAUAUUUAAAUAAUGAUGAAAAUAACAGCGACAAUUAUAAUAAUAACAGUCAACAUAAUAAUAGUAAUAAUAAAAUAGUUAAAAAUAAUAAAAUUCAGACACUAACCAAGAAAGAAAAAAGAAAAAUAAAAAGAAAUAUGAAAAAAAAAAAAAAGACCUUCUUAGAUUUAAUUUAUAAAUUAAAAUAUAAAAGAGAAAUGCCUGUUUAUCGUUUUAAAAUUAAAGAUCAUAUAUUAUCUUUUUAUAAUUUUACAUGUAAAAGAUUUAAUAGUUCAAAUUUUGUUUAUUUUGAUGAUAAAUUGGUAUUUCCUUAUUUUACUAAUUUGAGAUUUAUGCUAGUAAUUUUACUAGAUUACUUUAUAAAAAUAGGUUUUACACUAUUUUUUAUUUUUACUUUAUUAAAUAGACAUACAGUUAUAAAUAAUAACAAUUUAAUUUAUAUACAUGAUAUUCCUCUCAGAAAUUCUUCAGAAACAAUUUUAAAUUUUCCAAAUAGCUUUAACUUAAUGAACUACCCAAAUCUGGAAUUACCAAAAACCCCUAUAAAUAUUUACUAUAUAAAUAAAGAUACACAAAUUUACAACCAAUCAAAAAAUAAAAAAAGUGAUCCUAAGGGAUAUGUUAAAUUAGAAUUAUCUGACAAUAUAUUUAAAUUAAAGUGGAGUGAAAUUUAUAUAGUGGAUAAAUUUUGUAUAUGUACAUGUAUUGCAUAUUUAAUUAUAAAUUUUCUUUUAUUUAUGAAAACAUCUACUUUUUUUGAUAUUUUAUAUGUUUCUAUAUUUAAUGCAAUACGACACUUAUCUUUUUACUUCUCCUUAAAACAAUUUAUUUUAUUCUUUUUUAUGUUUAAUGGUAAUAUUUACAAUAUGGAUUAUAUAUAUUAUGAAAAAAAUAUAAGAAAGUUAAAUUAUCAUUUUGAAUAUUUAUUUCUAUUAUUUUUCAAUGCUCGAUAUUUUAUAUUUUUAAUCAAACAUUUUCCUCUAUUUUUUCGUAUACUAUUCAAUUUUAAAUAUGUUUAUUAUUAUAGAGAAUCCAAAAGAUCAAAAGAAAAUAAAAAAGAUGAAUUAAGAUAUUCUAUAAGUGUUUAUAUUUUAUUCCUUUUAUGUAAAUAUUCAUAUGCACCAGUAAAUUUGAAUUCAAUACUAUUUGGAAAAAAUAUUUUAAAUAAUGUUAUAUUAAUUGACAAUAUAAAUAAUUUUACAUGGGUAAACAUAUUAACAAUUAUAUUAUUUAAAAUUGUACAAAUAUUGAUAACUAAAACUAAUUAUUUUCUAAUUGGUUUGUUUAUUCUGCAUAUUGCACUAUAUAUUAUAUAUGCCAUUCAUACUCAAAUUCUCAGAUAUAUAAUUCUUAGAAAAAUUGAAAUCCUUUUUGCUUUUAAACAUAUUUUAAUAUCCAAAUAUAAAGGGAUAGAAUUAGUCCCUGAUAAAAAUUCUCCUUAUGUUACUUGUAGAGAUAUAUUGAAGUAUUAUUCAGAAGAAGGUUUCUUUUCUUCCGAAAGUAAUAUGAUACCAAAUUUUAUAUAG